Molecule: messenger RNA, 2007 nt
Organism: Lachancea dasiensis
Lineage: Eukaryota; Fungi; Ascomycota; Saccharomycetes; Saccharomycetales; Saccharomycetaceae
Source: the annotation of a GenBank genome assembly
AUGUUCGCCAGCAACCCUCCGUUUCACGCAAAGAUGCCCCAUAGUGUGUCUCCAGAGCGGGCCAGCCAGGUUUCUGCCCCGGCUCUCCCCAGGCUGCCCAUUCCCAGGCUUCAGGACAGCUUGCAGCGGUAUUUGGACCGCUUGGAACCCCUUCAAAGCCCACAAAAUCACGUCAAGACUCGAAAUGCGGUAUUCGAGGCGGAUAAUCUACGUGUCCUCUCCCAGUUGAACCAAGAAUUACUGAAAUAUGACGAAGAACUGCAAACCGAAAACCCUACAUCCUCGUACAUAGAGCAGUUCUGGUACGACGCGUACCUGCAGUACGAUGAGUCUGUAGUACUGAACGUUAAUCCGUUUUUCGAGCUCCAAGACGACCCCACGCUUCGGCAGAUCGACGAUUAUGGGCCCUAUCGUAGCUCUUCCCGGCUGGUCAAAAGAUCUGCUAGGAUUGUGCAGUCUACCCUAACUUUUGUCCAGCAAAUUCGGUGUAAGGCGUUGAAACCCGAUACAGUACGGGGUACUUCGCUUUCCAUGGACCAGUACAGCGUUCUUUUCGGCUCAGCCCGAAUACCUCCAGACGCUACCAGUCAGUCUUGCCGCUUGCAAACCAGCGUUUUUUCAACCCACAUCGUAGUUCUCUGCAAGUCCAACUUUUAUUGGUUCGACGUUUUGGAUUCGCAGCACAAUCUCGUUUUCAGCGGCGAGGAGCUGGAGCGUGCCUUGUAUUCCAUUCUCCAAGAUGCAGCGCAGCCCAUCGACGAAACGCAUGCCAGACUUCCUUGGGGAGUCGUCACUACAGAAAAGCGCUCGAUAUGGUCGAACAUUAGAGACUAUAUGAUGAAGGGCCCUCUGCCAACAAACAGAAACAAUUUGCAGAUAAUCGACAGCGCAUUAUUCGUUCUAUGCCUGGACGACGUGCUUAUUGAGGGGCCCUUGGAAUUAGUUCAAGAGAUGCUUUGUGGUACUUCUGACAUAGAUUAUGAAAACUCGCAAGACGCGAUCAAAUCAGAGGUCCCGAUCGGUGUGCAGCGUGGGACGUGUCUCAACAGGUGGUAUGACAAGCUGCAGUUGAUUGUGACCCAAAAUGGCAAGGCCGGGAUCAAUUUCGAACACACUGGAGUGGAUGGCCAUACGAUAUUACGCUUGGCCACGCAUAUCUAUACCGAAUCCGUGCUUAGCUUUGCCCGCAGUAUAAGGCGCUCGCGCUCUGAUGAGGUUCCGCCACCUUUGUCUAGCUCAUCUGAUCAAUCCACAGUCAAGGUCCCUCGCAAGCUAGAAUGGCAGGUGGAUACCUACCUCAUCUCUUCUCUACAUUUCGCGGAAAUUCGACUUUCGGAUUUAAUCGCCCAAUUCGAUUUUGCGAGGCUUGAUUUUAGUGACUAUGGCACUUUCAAGAUUAAGUCCGAGUUCAAGGUCUCCCCCGAUGCGUUUGUGCAAAUGGCAAUACAAGCUGCGUACUAUGCCCUAUACCGGAAAUUUGAAGUAACAUACGAGCCUGCAAUGACGAAAGCAUUUCAAAACGGACGCACGGAGGCAAUCCGAACAGUAUCUCCACAGUCCAAACUCUUUGUGGAAACUUUUGAUCGCCAAAACGCCCCUAAGGAUGAACUGAGGCGUCUGUUUUCUGCUGCAUGUGCAAAGCAUUCUUCCGUCACUAAGCAAUGUGCUUCUGGAAUGGGACAAGAUCGUCACCUGUAUGCUCUUUACUGCAUUUGGAACGAGCGCCUACAAGCCGCACUACCGAAACCCAGUAUAUUCAAAGACGGCGGGUGGUCCUUACUGAAUACCAGCGUCAUCAGCACGUCCAAUUGUGGCAAUCCAAGCCUUCAAAGCUUUGGCUUUGGCCCCGUUUGUGCCAAUGGCUUCGGGAUAGGCUAUAUUAUGAGAGAUAAGACCAUCACCAUAGUGCUUACCUCGAAGCACCGACAAACGGCUAGACUUGCCUAUCUGCUUGAGCAGUUUUUUCGUGACAUCCGGCAACUUUAUGAGACUUCCAACAACGAAUGA